This is a messenger RNA of Lactuca sativa (garden lettuce), 1124 nucleotides long. Its product is annotated as caffeoyl-CoA O-methyltransferase. The record is from RefSeq and is a predicted model, not a curated record. Lineage: Eukaryota; Viridiplantae; Streptophyta; Magnoliopsida; Asterales; Asteraceae. Gene Ontology annotation, molecular function: S-adenosylmethionine-dependent methyltransferase activity; O-methyltransferase activity.
AUCUCAGGUUCACUUUUACAGCCUAAUAUAAUACCUAUCAUUAUUUCACGCACCAAUAUCCCAUCCGAAUGGCUGCUACCGGAGAAGCUCAGCCCGCAAAGCACCAAGAAGUUGGCCACAAAAGCCUCCUUCAAAGCGAUGCUCUCUACCAAUACAUUCUGGAAACCAGCGUUUAUCCGAGAGAGCCACAACCAAUGAAAGAGCUACGCGAGGUCACUGCUAAACACCCAUGGAAUCUUAUGACGACAUCUGCAGAUGAAGGACAAUUUUUGAAUAUGCUUCUCAAACUCAUAAAUGCCAAGAACACGAUGGAGAUUGGUGUUUACACAGGUUAUUCACUUCUUUCUACGGCCCUUGCUCUCCCAGAGGAUGGAAAGAUAUUGGCUUUGGACAUAAACCGUGAAAAUUAUGAAAUUGGGCUUCCGAUCAUUGAGAAAGCCGGUGUUGCCCACAAGAUUGAUUUUAGAGAAGGCCCUGCUCUUCCUCUUCUUGAUGAAAUGGUCAAUGAUGUGAAACUUCAUGGAUCGUUUGAUUUUAUUUUUGUGGAUGCUGAUAAAGACAACUAUCUUAACUACCACAAAAGGUUAAUUGACCUUAUCAAAAUUGGAGGUGUCAUUGGCUACGACAACACCCUUUGGAACGGGUCUUUAGUGGCCCCACCAGAUGCACCACUCAGGAAGUAUGUUAGGUAUUACAGAGAUUUCGUGUUGGAGCUUAACAAGGCAUUGGCCGUUGAUCCGAGGGUGGAGAUUUGCCAACUUCCGGUCGGUGAUGGAAUCACUUUGUGCCGUCGUAUAAGUUAAUCACAAAUCACGGAUAAACUUUCGUACACAUACAACUGUUCUUUCUUUCUUUUUUGAGAUUCGUACGUGUAUCCAAGUCUUGUAAGAGAACGAGGGGUUUAAUCUUGUGCUUUUCUGAGACAGCUUAUAGCAAUAAUUUUUGUCAAAAUUGACUCUUUUGGAGAGAGCAAUUGUGUUUCGCAAAAACGAAAAAGAGCAAUGAGUUUUUUGUUUGUGACACAUACAUAGACAACCAUACACAACACAAAGUCACAGAGGUUAUGUAAACAAAGUGACAAUAUUAUGUAAUAACAUUGUAUUUUGAAAGCCCUUAUAACUAUA